GAAGAAGACGAAGAAGAAGAAGAAGUAGUAGUAACAUUAAACAAAGGAGGCGUGAGCAGCGUUAGCUCUGUUCAUCUACAGAAUGAGUUGGGGGAAGGCUUUUAGGUCAUAACACAGAUAAUUAUUCAUUUUAUAGUUUAGCAACAAUGUCUUCAGUUCAGUAUUUGAGAGGGUUUUUCAACGAGAGACUAACUGCUGCUGCUGAAGAAAUAUUCGGAGUUUUCGAGAAAACUAUCGUCGAGUACGAAGAAGAGAUCGACCGUCAGCGCAGACUGUUGGAUAUAGCUUGGAAACCUGAAAUAAAGUUACACAGGAUAGUUCAUCCAGAGCUCCCACAGCAACAUGUCUGUAAGGAGGAGGAGGUUGUCGCUGAGCAGCAGCUCUGUGUUCGGGAGAGGAACUCCAGUGUGGAGCAAGAGGAGCCAGAGCCUCCAGAGAUUAAAGAGGAAGAGGAGGAACUGUGCAGCAGUCAGGAGGGAGAGCAGCUUGAAGUGAAGCAGGAGACUGAUGACUUUAUGUUGACUCCUACUAAUGAGGAAAGUGAGCACAGUGAAGAUCAGACUGUGAACUGGAGUAUCACUGAAACUCAGAAUAUGGUGGAGGAAACACCUCUAGAGUACAUUUCAGAUAAAAGUCAUGUGGUCCCAGAGCCAGACAGUGACCACCAGCUCCUCUCUCAUGAAGCUGAGAGCCAAGAUCAGAAAGGAGACAAGCAUGGAGACUCAGGUUCAACUAGAAAUGCAGAGCAAACAGAACCGAAUCACAACAGCAACAGUCACACUAACAACUCAUAUAACCCUACUAUAUCAACAAUUCACUAUAAUACUGACACAGGUAAAAAGUCUUUCAAAUGUGACACAUGUGGGAAAGCUUUCACAUGUAGGUCUGAUUUAAAGAGACACCUGAGAACACACACAGGUGAGAAGCCACAUCCUUGCAACAUUUGUGGGAAAAAAUUCACUCAGACAUCAGUAUUGAACGCUCACAUAAGAAUCCACACAGACGAAAGGCCGUACUCUUGCAAAACGUGUGGAAAAGAUUUCAGAUCAAGGAGUCACUUGAUAGACCACACCAGAACUCACACAGGAGAGAAGCCGUACACAUGCAAAACAUGUGGGAGAGCUUUCAGACUCAGUGGUCACUUGACAGGCCACAUGAGAACCCACACAGGUGAGAAGCCAUUUACAUGCACAACAUGUGGGAGAGCUUUCAGACUUAGUGGCCACUUAAUAGGUCACAUGAGAACUCACACAGGUGAGAAGCCGUUUGUGUGCAAAACAUGUGGGAGAGCUUUCAGACUGAGCAGUCACCUGAUAGGCCACAUGAGAACUCACACAGGUGAGAAGCCGUAUUCUUGCGACACAUGCGGGAAAAGAUUCUGUCGGACAAUCGAAUUGAAGACUCAUAUAAGAACCCAUGCAGGUGACAGAAGCCAUUUUCAAGCAACACCUGUGGAAAAAAAUUCAGACAUAGCGGCAAAUUUACUUUAUAGUUUAGCAACAAUGUAUUCAGUUCAGUAUUUGAGAGGGUUUAUCAACGAGAGACUAACUGCUGCUGCUGAAGAAAUAUUCGGAGUUAUAGAGAAAACUAUCGUCGAGUACGAAGAAGAGAUCGACCGUCAGCGCAGACUGUUGGAUAUAGCUUGGAAACCUGAAAUAAAAUUACUCAGAAUAGUUCCUCCAGAGCUCCCACAGCAACAUGACUGUCAGGAGGAGGAGGUUGUCGCUGAGCAGCAGCUCUGUGUUGAGGAGAGGAACUCCAGUGUGGAGCAAGAGGAGCCAGAGCCUCCAGAGAUUAAAGAGGAAGAGGAGGAACUAUGCAGCAGUCAGGAGGGAGAGCAGCUUGAAGUGAAGCAGGAGACUGAUGACUUUAUGUUGACUCCUACUGAUGAGGAAAGUGACCACAGUGAAGAUCAGACUGUGAACUGGAGUAUCGAUGACAGAAAUGUGUUCGAGGGAAACCUUCCAAACUACAUCUGUGUUAAAAGCGCUGUCUCACCAGACCCAAACAUUGACUACCAGCUCUUCUCUCACAACUCUCAUGAAGCUGAGAGCCAAGAUCAGAAAGAAGUCCCUCCAGAGCUCCCACAGCAACAUGUCUGGAAGAAGAAGGAGGUCGUCACUGACCAGCAGCUCUGUAUUGAGGAGAGGAACUCCAGUGUGGACCAAGAGGAGCCAGAGCCUCCAGAGAUCAAAGAGGAAGAGGAAGAACUGUGCAGCAGUCAGGAGGGAGAGCAGCAUGAAGUGAAGCAGGAGACUGAUGACUUUAUGUUGAUUCCUCCUUAUGAAGAAAGUGACCACAGUGAAAAUGAGUCUCUCAACGUUAGUAUCAGUGAAUCUCAAAAUGUGGUGGAGGAAAACUUUAUAAACUACAUUGUUAUUAAAAACUCUGUGGUCCCAGAAGCAGACAGUGACCACCAGCUCCUCUCUCACAACUCUCAUGAAGCUGAGAGCCAACAUCAGGAAGGAGACGAGCACAGAGACUCAGGAUCAACUUACAAUGUAUCUAACCCUUUUAUAUCAACAAUUCAGUGUAAUACUCACACAGGUAAAACGUCUUUAAAGUGUGACACAUGUGGGAAAACUUUUAAGUAUAGGUCAGAUUUAAAGAGACACCUGAUAACCCACACAGGGGAGAAGCCAUAUUCUUGCAACACCUGUGGGAAAAAAUUCAUUCAGCCAUCAUUAUUGAAGAAUCAUAUAAGAACACACACAGGGGAGAAGCCAUUUAUUUGCAAGACAUGUGGGAAAGAAUUCGGAUAUAGCAGUCACUUGAAAGUCCACAUGAGAACUCACACAGGAGAGAAGCCAUAUUCUUGCAAAACAUGCGGAAAAGAUUUCAGACUUCUUAGUAAUUUGAAUGUCCACUUGAGGAUCCACACAGGUGUGAAGCCGUUUUCUUGCAACACCUGUGGAAAAGAUUUUGGACGCAAAAGUCACUUGAUAGGCCACAUGAGAAUUCACACGGGAGAGACGCCGUUUACGUGCAAAAUAUGUGGGAGAGCUUUCAAACUUAGUUCAGGCUUGAUAGGCCACAUGAGAACCCACACAGGUGAGAAGCCGUAUUCUUGCAACACCUGCGGGAAGACGUUCUGUCGGUCAUCAGUAUUGAAUAUGCAUUUAAAUAUCCAUACAGGUGCAAAGCCGUAUUGUUGCAGCACCUGUGGAAAAGAUUACAGGCGUAAGUGUGACAUGGUAGUCCACAUGAAAAGAGCCCACGCUGGUGAGAAGUCGGACCAUUGCAAGACCUGUGGGAAAAGCUGCUUUGAUGGGUCUACUACGGCAAACCAUAUAGCAUUGCAGUCAGGCGAGUAGAUUUGCUUUUGCAUGAGAACUCAGAAGUGAAGAGCCAAAUAAUUGUAGCACUUAAAGGAAAACUUUUACCCAAAUCAUGUUCUUGGAAAAAAAACACCUGAGGAUCAGGAGAAACCAUUGAACUGAAACCUCCAAUGAGUCAUGCUCACUAACUGUAUGAAAUACAUUUUUGCAAUAGCUACAUCUCUGCCAUUAAAUGCAUACAAUCCCCAAAAAGUCACAAUAUGUUGAAGUAGUACAUUUUCAACAAUCCUAUCAAGUUUUAUUGAUCUGAUCUCCUUGGUUUGGUCACUUAUGUUGUCACGCUGCCAACUAGAGUCUUUUCCUUUUUGUCUGGACGUGUCAUAUUUAAUUAAAAUGUUAUAUUUUGUCAUUGCAUCUACUUGAUAUAAUUUUUGUUGUUUGGGGUUUUAGUAAUGACACAAAAGCAAAAGUAAAUUGUGUACUGCUUGGUGCUUUUAAUGCUUAAAUAAGCUUAGAUUAUAAGAAGUUAUAAUAUUAAGGAUUGUGGGCAAGAGAAUGCUGUUUUUCUGUCUAAUGCAUAUUCUAAAAGUAAAGCUUUGUAAGGUGAUUAUUUAAGAAAACCAGUCACCCUGACGUCUUAAGUUAGAGAAGUAAAUUAUGUUCAUCGCGGCUGCAGCAGAGUGUGACUUAAAUUAAGUGUAUAAUAAGUUGUCAUAGUGAGAAUAGUUCUUAUCAGUGUUAAGUUAUAACAUGCAGGACAUGUUUUAAUAUUGCAACUCAGUGACUGGAGGUUAAGUUAAAUGAUUUGAUAGCAUUUGUAAAUGUGAUCAGUGAAGCUGUCUCAUAUUGAACAAGAAUGUCUAUAGUGGAAAAUGUAACAUGUCGGCUACUCAAGUACUGUAUUUAUAGUGCUCAGAUGGCCAAGGUUGCAUGUAUUCCACAUAAAUAGAAAAGCUUAAAACACUUACAAUAAAAGAAAUAAUCAGAACUUUGGAGUUAUUUUUUGUUUGCUUUCCUUUUAUGCUUUAAAUAAUUCUACUAUACUGCGUUUUUACAAGCAAAUUUAAUUUUUUGGGGCACCACAGUUACUUUGCCUGUUAAGGUUUUUACUCCAGAGUGCUAAAAUGAAGUGUGCGCAUAGGUCUGGCUAUGCAAGACUUUAUUUUUACCUACAAAUACUUUAAAUGAGCGUGUUAAAUAUGAUGCUCUCUUAAUAAACUAUCAAUCAGUAUGUGAACCAAGCAAUAAAUAAAUAAAUAAAAUGCUCCACCUCUACUUACUGCUACAAAAAUUAUAUUUACAC
This is a messenger RNA of Epinephelus fuscoguttatus (brown-marbled grouper), 4581 nucleotides long. RefSeq names its product zinc finger protein 616-like. Gene Ontology annotation, molecular function: DNA-binding transcription factor activity, RNA polymerase II-specific; RNA polymerase II cis-regulatory region sequence-specific DNA binding. The transcript is spliced from 6 exons. Lineage: Eukaryota; Metazoa; Chordata; Actinopteri; Perciformes; Serranidae. Bases 147 to 3314 code for a protein of 1055 amino acids. Gene Ontology annotation, biological process: regulation of transcription by RNA polymerase II. Gene Ontology annotation, cellular component: nucleus. The record is from RefSeq and is a predicted model, not a curated record.